AUGUCAACAACAAGAAGGUUGUCAUGGAGGAUGAUGCUUACAGUGGAACCAGUCAUGUUUUUUUAUGCAUUUGGGUUCUUUAUGAGCAUGCCGAUAGCUCAGCAGUAUGUAUACAAAAGACUGAGUGAGGCUAGAGGGUUUCCAUAUCACUUUCAACAAGAUGAUGGUGACACAGGUUGUGGUUUAAAAUUGAAUGAUACAAUGAAGAAGCUUGAAAAAGAGGUAUAAUCUUUAAGGUUUUAUAGUAGAACCCUGCUGCUAAGUUUUAAUAAUGCCAAGAUAGUGCACUAUUCUGUUAUAACUCCAAAACGACUUCUCUUCUUGAUAGCAGUAACAUUAUAACUUUAAUGCCUCAUCGCGAACAAAUCUUACAGACUUAAAUCUAACUACAGUUUUCUUCAAGAGCAAAAAGCACUUUUUAUGACACCUCAUAAUACUAACACAACAAAAUGUCUUGGCUAGGGUCAUAAGCAUUACAAGUCUAGUUACACAGGGGGUUGAGUCAUACAAAAGCGGUUUUGGGUCAGAAAACACUCAGCUCACACACAUUUAUACAGUUUGACUUGUAUAGGGCAUUUCUAGUUUAAACAUGGUAAAAUUUACUGAAAUUUUAAACCCAAGUGAAAAAAAUAAGUGGGGAGUUUUUAAUAUUGGGAGGGGUGCUAUACUGUCUUAGUUUAUGAUCUCGUGCCUUUUUUGCUUCCUAAUUGGAUCAUUUUGGUUGAUAAUGAGUGCAGCACAAUGCAGAAUACGUUUACGGUCACAAGGUACAAAAAAUACCUUGCUGGAUGGCAAACAAUGCAGUGGAAUGUUAAAGAAGAGGGUAUAUUAUAGCUUUUUUAAUGAUCAGGGAUGUCACUAAGAUUUCAAGUUGCCGGGUAUAAAAUACAACAAGUAGGCGGGGAAUCAGACAGCAAGGGAUUUCUUUUGGUUCUAUUUUUCUUCUAUUUUCUUACGAAAGUAGCUGGGGGCCACAUUUAUAAUAGCCAGGGGAAAUCCCAGCUGUUACCUCUUUGUUCUGUUUUUGCCCCUAAGCUGUGUUGUUUGCCAACCAGCAAGGUCUUUUUUGUACCAUGUGACAAUAUUCUGCAAAAAAGCCCAUAAAGAUGCAAUCACUAUCAUUGAUUAUAUAGUCACGUGAUCUUCUGCAGUUGUGAAGUUAAAAAAGCCCAGAGCAUAGUUAAUAGAGUGGAAUGAUUAUGAAGCCUGUCAGACCCUAAUGUGUUUUUGUGGGCUUGACCUGUGCACUUUAUAGUACUCCUAUCAUUUUGAUCUUAUUUGCUAUUAAUAAUGUCAGGUUAAUUGCUCCAUGGACAAAUUUAUGAACAAAAAACAAAGGAUUGUGCACUGUCAGCAAGCUGACAUAAACUACUGUAGCACCGUUGUUUCUUUUCUUUGAUGUUUGCCACCUUUCAUAACCAGUCACCUCUUAGUUAAAUAAAUUAUGUUGAGAGCAAGGACUACUCUUUUGAUUAGCCUGUACAGCUAGCAAUUUUUUUGGUGUGUUUUUUUUUCUUGGUGGUUCGAUCAUAAAGUAACAGAUACAGCCAUGUAAAAGCCAAACCGUCGCCGCACCAGAAAACGAUCGGGGAGGGGUUGAAGGGAGGUUAUCUUACCCCCUUGCCCCCUCACCUAGUUAUUUUCUCAUUUAACCUAGCAUGCUGACUGUCAAAAACCAAAAUCACACCAAAAACCUACCAGCUACACAGGCUAGAAUUGCUUACUCACAGCAGACCAAACAAUUCAACCAAAUAAAUAAUUAUUAAUGGAUCCAAAAAUAUGCUACACUUCUUAUUGGUUACUCUCUCUAACAAUCUCUCUAACUUUCAUUGGAUAAAUUAAUAUAACUCUACAUAGUAAACCGUAGGAACCAUCCUCCUAAGGUUUUCUUCAGCCCAUCCCCUAGAGCAACAAAUUAAGUAGGAGAGAACCCUGGAAUUGAGGUUAAAUCUGUAAGAAAUAUAAUGAUCUGGGCCCAAUUGUUCAAAUAUUGGAUAGCACUAUGCACUGGAUAAAUAUCCAGUGGAUUAAGGUAUUAGGGAAAUUAAUUGUGUCACCCACUGUUUAGAGAUUUAUCCAGUGAAUAGCGCUAUCCAAUUGUUGAACAGCUGGACCCUGGUGCUAUUUACAACAGGUACAGACAUAUGCCUCUUAUGUCCAACUUGGCAUUGUGAUGUUUUCUGCUCUUCCAUCCAUCAUCAUAACAUUGUUCAUGGGAGGCUGGUCAGACAAGGUCGGCCGACGCCCAACGCUCAUUGUACCUGUCCUGGGCGGUGUUCUGGAUACGGCAGGUGUACUUAUUGUCAUGAUCUUUGAGUUGCCUAUUUACUGUUUGUUUGUUGGUGCCUUUCUACAUGGACUUUGUGGAUAUUAUACAACCAUAAUCCUGGCCUGUAUGUCAUAUAUCGCAGACACAACAGAUCAAACACAAAUUGCCUUGAGACUGAGUAAGUGAAGUUCCCUCUGCUUAUGUGGUCAGCAGUGUCUUGAUGUGCAGCAAUUCCAAAUUUAAAAAGGAUAUUCUCCCAACAUUAAACAUGUAGAGGAAAUAAUUAAUGAGUGGUAACUAUCUGAUAGGAUGAAUGACUCAAUGCAAAAAUAAGAGAAGAUGCAAAUCCUGAUACUUACUUAAAAAGUGUUUCAACCUGGAAAGAAAAUUUUAAAUUUUCGAUUUUGAUCAAUGUAUUUAUCACUAAUGGCGAUUUACUUUCCCAUUGCCCUCUCUUUCGUGAAGAUGGGUGAAACGGACUGCUGUCAGACCGAUAAGAAAAGGUCAUCACUUAACUCACCUUGUUAACUGGGACGCAAGAUCACGCGAGAUCACGCUGAAUCACUAUUCAUACCACACCCACCCGAAUCCGAUUUUUUUUAAAAUCGCAUAUAUAUGUUGUGGUUCAGUUUUAUCCUUGGUCGUAAAUUUUACUAUUUGGUUAUGAAGGGAUAGGGUAGUUACAGUGUGUUGAAAUGAAGUGGUGGUUGUGAAAAGUCUUAUCAAUAGUCGAGAACAUGUUUUCACUUAUUUUAAACAUGGUUGGACUUUUUGUUUAGGACUGUUUUUCGCUUAUUUUGUUAAUAUUUGUAUGGAGAGAACAUGGAUAAGGCCAAAAGUUCAUUUAGUAUAGAGAAGGGGGUAUGAAGAUGUUGAGGGGUGGGGGCUGAAGUUUUGUGUGUGUGCUCGGGGGCUUUGAAAAAUCUGUGAGGUCAAGGGGAGGGCGUAAAAUCUGGCUAUAGAACUAAGGGCCUAAUUACAUGAGCUGGGCUGGCUCGCUUUGCAGAGAUCUCGGCGCCUUAGUUAAACCCAACAAAAAUCAACUUUGCGAUAAUAUGACAACCGAGCCAGCCCGGUUAGCUGGGAUCCCAGUAUUGUGAUGCCGGGAUCUGGAGUGGAAAUUUUCCAAGGAAUCACGCUUGCCGGGCGGCCCGGAGAAUGAACCAAGCAAUAAACAGGACAGCGGGUAACACACUGUUCAUGCGCAUUGCUUCCCCGCUUAUGUGAUGAGGCCCUUACUGUGAGUUGUAUUGUCACGCACUUUGCACGUGAAAGCUUUGGAAUUUGCCACUUUCGUGUGGUUAGUCUCCCUCGCAGCCGUUUUUAGUAUCGUUAACGCAACGCUCCUCCUCGAGAACUUGAGAAUUUCAGAACGCGGGAAAAACCACGUUGUUUACAAUAUUCUGUGAUUUGAGUGGUCACAUACUAAACAAUGUCAGUGAUCUGAUUGGCGCAAAGACUACAAAUGGAAAGGAAUGUUGUUUGAAUGUGAGCAGCCGUUUGUGGGGAGGAGCGUUGCGUGACGAUACUAAAAACGGCUACUAGGAAGACUAUCGUGUGGUUCGUGUAUGAGAGAAUACGACUUAAUCUAAUUACCCAAGGAUUUUAAUAAUAGAACGCGGUUUGUACUUAAAGAUGUUGGACUCUGCCCCUUUUACGGUUCGAUCGUGAAAGAAUGCAACUUGUUGACGAGGUCAUUUUGCUCGUAAGAUUUUAAGAAAUCACCUCCUUUCCGAAAAUUUGCAAUGAAAUUAUGCAUCAUUCAAUGUUACCCUUUAACAAUUAUCUCAUGCACGAAAUCAUGGAAUUUUGACAGCGCGAGGCAGACAUUCGCGUCGCUUGGCCUGUUUACGUUCGCACGUAUUGCGUGCCUAUUGCAACUUUGAAUCAAAACAAACGAACUCGAUUACUUUAUUUGGGCGACACCCAAAUAAUAAGAUUUAAACCAAGGAUAAAAUUAAACCGCGACAUGUACAUAUAUUUUUUUACACAAAUUGGCCUUGUUGCUUAAGCCCCCUAUUAACAAUCCCUUUUUUGUUGAUGGCAGGUAUUAUAGAACUCAUCAUAUUUCUAGGAGGCAUGGUCGCUCAGCUAUCGAGUGGCUUGUGGAUUGAGAAACUGGGAUUCACUCCACCCUUCUGGUUCAUAUUGGGGUGUCACGUGACCUCUCUGCUGUAUGCAGUAUUCAUCGUGCCUGAAUCAAGACUCGAGUCCACCGUAGAAAGAGGAAAACUGUUCAGCCUUGACAACUUUAAGUCCUCUUGGAGAGUUUACCGCGAAGCCUCAGGUUUUAGAAAACGAAAUCUAGUUAUCCUGACAGCAAGUGUUGGUAUAACAGACAUAGCUGUGAUGAGCACCAGCAGUGUCAUGAAUCUUUACACGCUACAUUCGCCGCUCUGCUUCACGCCCGAAUACGUGGGCUAUUUCUCAGCGUUCCGUCAAUUCAUGCACGGCGCAGGUGGAGUUACUGCUAUCAAAGCCUUUGGAAUGUGUCUUGCUGAUGUCAAUGUCGCACGUAUCGCUUUGUUGUCGUAUUUAGGCUUCUUGGUGAUGCUUGGAUUUUCCGAAACGCUUCUCUUGGUUUUUCUCAGUAAGUGUUUUUUAAGACUUUAAAAGGGCUCUACCUAGAUUCUAAGACGAGGACGAAAACGAGGACGUAACUUUCUCAACACUAAGUAGUGCGCCCCUUUUGAACCAGCUUCGUCGUUUUACUGCGGGUUCACCAUCAUAGUUUGGGAUCAGGAGAGGGCUAAACUUCCUUCAAAAAAAUAUAACGUAUAACGCUUACUUUUUUAUUGACAAAAAGUACGAUAUAGCUUUCCGGGAAGUAUAUGUUUUUUGAGAGUGCGCGAAAUAACUUUAAGUUCCAUCUCGUCCUCGCGGUCGCCCUUGUCCUCUAAUCUAAAGAUCGCUUUUGUAAAAGAGAUCUAAACUAACUGGCGGCCUUCCUUUUGCAAUAAUUGUACCGUCAUCUGAUAAGCCAAAUACCGUUUAUCUUGUUUUAAAAAUAAUGCUUUGAAAGGUCCCGGGAAUUAGAGAUCUUAAGCAAUAACGACGGCGACGAAAGGAGAACGUAAAAAAGUACAUUUCUUUCACGUCAUUGCAUGGCAUCCAAACAAAAGCAGUGUAGCGGGCAAUUUCGAAAUAUCACUUGUGGUAUUUAUGCCAAAUAUCACUACAAAUCAUGUUAUUACCUAUAUUAAUAGAGGAUUUAUGGUAAAACGUUAGUGCAUGGGAUUGAGUACAUUUUUUUUUCUGUCAGGUCCCAUCGUUGGUAUAUUUGGCGGUGCAGGACCCCCAGUAAUAAGAGCAAUGAUGUCAAAGAUUGUCAGCUCGGAUGAUCAAGGUAAACUUACUCUAAGCAACGGAAGAUAAAAUGGAUCAAAAUUCUCCUUGCGUCAUCUUAUACCAAUUAUACCCUUUACCUCCACAUUCCAAUCGACCGAUCGCGCGCUGGUUUGUCGAGUACUCGGUCGAUAAGAGACCAUGGAAAUGACGUAAUGGACGUCAAAAACUCGAAAAUAUUAACUGUUACCUCCAGCAGAUUGGUUACUUUGCUGAUAAAGCGUGAUUACUGGUUUCUUUGUCAAUAACUCGUUCCUAGGCGUGUCUCUGAUGAUUAUAAAGUAGCGCGUGGUGCGUAGUGGGAAGGUGGCAAAGAGAGAUCCUCUCUCAGGCCCAAAAAUCGUAGUUGCACUUAGCAAGUUUUCCGUCACAAUUUGUUUUCCUUCACGGUAGUCUAAAUGGAGAAAAAAUGGGCAAAGCUUGCAAUAUUUUGCUGUUUACUACUAAGGCAAACCAAUUUUGAGGGAAAAGGUGCUACUGUAAUGAUAUAUUGAGGAGGAAAAACAUUCUAACCUUGUGGUAUUUUAUGCUGGUUGCAAGUUGUGAAAAACUCUUUUAUAUUCGUGUUAGAUAUGUUUUCUUAUCCUUUUCAGGCUCGCUGUUCUCCGCUGUUUCUUCAGUUGAGAUGCUUUGCACAUUGGUUGGAACCGCCAUGUUGAACUCAUUGUAUCCAAAAUCAUUGAAGUUCAAUGCUCCUGGAUUCGUUUUGUUUUUAGCGGGCAUUUUUCUGCUAUUGCCUUUUGCUUUUACCUUGUAAGUUCACUGGCUGAAUCAUAAUAUUUAUAUUAGGAAGCUUUAUAGCAACCCACGAAAAAAAAACAAUAGGUUUAGUAAGAUGAACAACAAUUUUGCACGGCAAACACACUUUUUGGUGCACGCCGGAUUACCAUGUGAAAUUUGAGGUGGAAGCGACAAACUUGAACAAAGCACCACAUUCUGAUUUUUACUAUUUUAGAUAGUUCAUUUUGAAGUGAAAUGCCGCAGAUUUCGGAAUGGUUGGUAGCAAUAUAUAACUGUCUACUUUCUUUUUAUUAAAAACUGAGUCAUUGGAAUGAUGCAGUUCUAGAGCUCUGAUUGGCUUAGCCAUCUUGGUAUAUGAGCUAUUAUACCAUGCUCUCCAAGUAAGGUAACUGUGCGUGCCUCCUCAAAAUUAAAAACAAGCUGAAAAUCGGGGUUUUUUUACAAAUUAAUUCGGAAGAAUUUGAUAUUUUGUGGGCGUUUUUAAUAAAUCAAUUAUUCCACUCGCGCUUGUUGGUUAUGAGAUGAUAAGGGCCUCGUUGGCUUUCUUCCAUCUCAUAUCCAACGCGCACUCGUGAAAUAAUUGUUAAAUAUACUAUCAUGGUAGCUAUUGAUACUGUCUAUUUUGUUUAUAUACUAUCACUUUUUUUCUACCUUUUCUGACUUUUUGAAGAUCUUAGCUGCAGUGUAAACUGUAGGUUGAGUUCUGGUCGUGUCAGAGUUUUAGUCUGAGCUCUGUAAUAGCUCAUUAUUUUAUACUUCAAGUUCUAUAACCGUAGUAUGCAUUGUGUAAAUAGGUUAAGUUUUAUGCAUGUUCGGAUUGCAUAAUGCACUACUCAUCAGUUAUAACUCGUGACUAAUGUUGUUUCUUGUAGCUGUCUUAAAGACCACUCCAUGUUCAAAAAGAAGGGGUUGAUGGUCAACAAAGCAAGUGAAUAUGAAAGGAUAACAGACAAUGAAGAAGAAAAAGAACCCUACUCCCCAUCUUCGUCUGGUGACGUAUCUGAAGAUUCACCAAUCAUUCCUGCUUGUUAA
This is a messenger RNA of Porites evermanni, 7387 nucleotides long. The record is from the annotation of a GenBank genome assembly. Lineage: Eukaryota; Metazoa; Cnidaria; Anthozoa; Scleractinia; Poritidae.